Molecule: messenger RNA, 473 nt
Organism: Verticillium dahliae VdLs.17
Lineage: Eukaryota; Fungi; Ascomycota; Sordariomycetes; Glomerellales; Plectosphaerellaceae
Exons: 1
Coding region: 1-282 (93 amino acids)
Source: RefSeq, a predicted model, not a curated record
AUGCCGGGGGCGCACCAUACCGUACCACGCCACACCACACCACACGCAGACGCCAACCCACACACUCCGCUCCGCAGGCGACAGACACCCUUCAGAUCGACCCAAUCAGGCGUCUUCUUGUAUGCAAAGGACAAGACUCCCGUCGCGAGUGCUGCCGCUGCUCGUGAGCAGACACGUAUUGGGUGCCUGCAUUUCGAGUCCAACGUCGGGCCGUUGAAUGGUGCCUCCUGCAUGUGCCGCGAAUGCACCUUUGCGAUGGCGCCCAGCGUGGCAGGCGCCUGAUGAGGGGGCGCAUCGCUGUGAAAUGGCUAGAUGUGGAGCGAAAAUGUGCAGAGUUCGAGGAAAGGAGGGUGGGUUGACUCUUCUCUGUGGACACAAGAAGCAAUAUACCGUCUCACAGAGUGCUCGGUGCUACGUGUCUCGUGCAGUCUUUCCCCAUGUCCCGCCGCGCAGGUACGUUGCGAGACGUUGGA